Cercospora beticola is the source of this 1459-nucleotide messenger RNA. It is a transcript of the gene TAF10, whose product is annotated as Taf10p. The record is from RefSeq and is a predicted model, not a curated record. Gene Ontology annotation, biological process: transcription initiation at RNA polymerase II promoter. Gene Ontology annotation, cellular component: transcription factor TFIID complex; SAGA complex; nucleus. Lineage: Eukaryota; Fungi; Ascomycota; Dothideomycetes; Mycosphaerellales; Mycosphaerellaceae. Gene Ontology annotation, molecular function: promoter-specific chromatin binding; RNA polymerase II general transcription initiation factor activity.
ACUUCACCAUCCAUUCCCGCUGCCCACAAGCUGUGCUCCUCGCGCCAUUCCUCCAUCAGCAGUGUAUCUUCCGCUGCCGGCUACUUCGGCUCCUCACGAUCAUCCGCCGACAUCGAGCUGAGUGACCUGCCCUCGCGUACUGUCGCACAGCAGCAGCCACCGCCAUCAUGGCAGACGAUAGCGGAGAUGCCAAACCUGAUCCCUCCGCCUCCGACAGCACACUUGCCGGCGAUAACACCGCGCUCUCCGCCGACAGCUCUAACACCCUGUCCGCUCAGUCCGGCCCCACUGCCACAUCACACACACAGUCUGCCGGAGACGAUACCGCCGCGCUUGACGCCACGCAAGAGCGCGACCUCGACGCCGAAAUCACAUCGCAAGACGCAGCCAUGAACAACACCACCGUGGAAGAUGCGGCGCCCUCACAGCCCAGCGCUCCCGAGCAAGCAAACGGUCUCAAAGCGCCUGAAGAGCCGCGCAUCCCGAUCAAGAAGGAUACCAGUUUACGGGAGUUCAUGGGCAAGAUGGACGACUAUGCUCCACUGAUUCCGGAUGCCGUCACCGACUACUACCUCACACUGGCUGGUCUCCCUCCCCCACCCGAGACCGACAGACGACUAGCUCGUCUGCUGGCCCUCGCGACCCAGAAAUUCAUCGCCGAUAUCGCAGCCGAUGCGUACCAAUAUUCACGCAUCAGGAGCACGAACACAACCUCGAAUAAUCCGCUCACGGGUCUCGGAGGUGCUGCUGGAUUUGGGUUGCCGGGUGGUGCAGGAGAUGAAGCAGCCGGCAAAGGCAAGAAAGAUGCCACCGGCAAGGCAGCGCCACUCGGUGGACCCAGGGCCGGCUAUGGAGGUGGAGGUGCCAGUGGUGGUCAGGGUCGAACUGUUCUGACCAUGGAGGACCUGGGAAUGGCAGUCGGAGAGUACGGAGUCAACGUCAAACGGGGAGAGUUUUACAGAUGAAGAGCAUUGGGAUCACAGGACGAAAGAUAUAAUGAUAAAAUUGUACAAGUACGAGCCGCAUGAAUUUGGAUGACGGGGUAAAGGGUGUUAUUGGGUCACGGCACGGCAAAGCCCUGCUUUGAGGAUGUGCAUCGAGCCCUCUGGUCAGGUGCCCAUUCUUAGUUGGACAGUCAAAGGGCGUCAGAAUGCUUGAUGCCACAACUUGGGCCAUGGCACUAAUCCACAGCGAGAGGACAUGGCGAAGCGAUUGUCCGUCAUCGUGAGGCUGCCUGGAUGGAGAUGAGGCGUGCAAGCUGUAAAACGGAGAUCCAAAAGCUGACCUCCGCAGCGUGAGUGUCGGCUCUCUCCGAAACCUUUAUGGUCAUCUUGGCCAUCAUAUACUUCUCCAUAGCGAGCAGUAUGCAGAAGCCUUCACAGGCCAAUGAGCAUCACCACGUGCAGGAACCACCUUUCGCAACCUUCCUCAUUCGGACUCCAUCCCGUCCCUGCCAAGC